AUGGUUCCCAAUGGCUUGCAAAUUACGGAACCAUUUCCUGAAGUCUCGCCAGCACGUACUCCUAUCGCGCAAAGAUUGGGACCUAUAAGUGAAUCUCAAUCUGCAUUUGAUCGUCUGGGCCCUAGAGGAUCACCUCAAGACCAGGACCCUCUACCUCAAUCCGCCCAACAGCAUCAGAAGAGGAGAGUGGGAAAACCUCACCUGAGAAGAACCACACCUCUCUCUUUAACCAUGAUCAAUGCGGGGCUGAGAAAGAGAAAGGUACUGAAAGCUGCAAAAAUUUCAAAAACAAUCCCUCGAAAUGAGGAGAACAUCAUAAGGAAUAUCCCUCCUAGAGAGGGGAACAAAGGCAAAAAUAAGUCAAAGAGGCCUCACGGAAAUGGUACAGGAAGCUCUUCUUACGUGACCUUUGUGUAUGGUAAUACUGAUAAAAGAAGAAGAAAACAGACAUGGAAUUUCCUCACCUCCUUGGCGCUUAUUAGAGACUCAGCAUGGCUUGUAACGGGAGACUUCAAUGAUAUUACAGGCAACCACGAGAAGGAGGGGGGACCUGAAAGAACUGAAGCUUCCUUCACUGAUUUUCGAGAAUUCCUAUCAGAAGGUGAUCUCUACGACCUACAACAUAGUGGGGAAUGUCUAUCAUGGAAGGGAAAACGAGGGACACAUGAAGUAAAGUGCAGAUUGGACAGAUCCCUAGCCAACAGUGCAGGGGCAGAGACUUACCCCUCAGGUCGUUGCGAAUAUCUACGCUUUGAAAGCUCUGAUCAUAGACCCGUCAUCACUUACUUAGAACCCCUGCGGAUGAAAAAGAAGGGCAUCUUCAGAUAUGAUCGCAGUCUAAACAAGAACCUGGAAGUUAGGAAAAUUGUAGAAGAAGCUUGGGCCCAUAAUAGCAGUCUCAAAGUCAAACAGAAGAUAGACAAAUGUAGAGCUGCUAUAAUCAAAUGGGCAAAACAGCAGAGAGAGGAAAAUAGAGCCCACCUGGAUCAACUAAAACAGCGAAUUGAGGAACAAACUAUUUCCUUGCACCCAGACCUCGAGCUCUUGGAGUCUUUGAAGAAAGACCUACUCAAAGCUUACAUAACAGAGGAGAAUUACUGGAAACAACGAAUUAGACAAAUUUGGCUGCAUCUUGGAGACAAGAACACCGGAUUUUUCCAUGCUUCUACAAAAAAGAGAAAAGCCAUUAACAAGUUUGCUAUGAUAGAGAAUGAAGAGGGGGUGAUCGUUUUCAAAGAAGAAGAAAUAGCUGCUACUAUCGAAAGAUACUUCUGCAACUUGUUUACGCCAAAUGUCUCCAGCCUAGAAUAUAUGGAGGAAGUGAUAUCAAAGGCAAUUAAACCUUGUGUUACCAACGAGCAGAAUGAAAAGCUCAAGGCAAUACCUUCAGCAGAGGAAAUCAAAGAGGCGUUAUUCUCUAUCCACCCAGAGAAAGCCCCAGGGCCAGACGGCUUCUCGGCCUGCUUCUUUCAGUCAAAUUGGGAAGUGGUGGGGAGAGAUAUAAUCCUGGGGGUUCAGGAUUUCUUUAAGUCCGGUAACAUGCCGAGAACCAUAAAUGAAACCCAUGUGAGACUAAUCCCGAAGGGAACUGGAGCUAAGACCACAGCGGAUUACAGGCACAUUGCUUUGUGCAAUGUCUACUACAAAACUAUAUCCAAGCUCCUCUCAAGGCGUCUCCAACCAAUACUCCAAAAACUCAUCUCGGAAACGCAAUCUGCAUUCGUUCCAAAACGAGCAAUAUCAGACAACGUUCUUAUCACUCACGAGGUUCUCCACUACUUAAAGAACUCUAAAGCAGAUAAGCAAUUCUCUAUGGCUAUAAAGACUGAUAUGAGUAAAGCCUACGACAGGCUAGAGUGGGACUUCAUACAAAUGGUGCUGAGUAAAUUGAACUUUCAUCCUAUGGUUAUCAACUGGAUUAUACAAUGUAUAAGUACGGUGACCUAUACUUUCAUUAUCAAUGGAGCUACAAGAGGCUAUGUGAAACCAGGGAGAGGAAUAAGGCAGGGUGACCCGCUCUCGCCAUACCUGUUCAUCCUUUGCUCUGAAGUCCUGACGGGUCUAUGCGCUGAGGCUCAAUCCACUGGUCGCAUGAAAGGAAUCUCUAUUGCAUCAAACUGCCCCAGCCUCAAUCAUCUUCUAUUUGCCGAUGACACAAUGUUUUUCUGCAAGGCAAAUAAAAAGAAUGCGGAAGCCUUAAAGACUCUCCUCGCAACAUAUGAAUCAGUCUCAGGACAACUUAUCAAUAAGCAGAAGUCAUCAAUUUUCUUCUCCAAAAGAACAAACCCAAGUACUCGUGCACUGAUGAAAGACGUGCUGGGAAUUGAAAAGGAGGGAGGUGUGGGAAAAUACCUAGGGCUUCCUGAGCACUUUGGUCGUAAGAAGAAGGAUUUGUUUGCCUCUGUGGUGGACAGGAUCCAUCAAAGAGCAGUCAGCUGGUUUUCUAAAUUUCUCUCAACGGCGGGUAAAAUGAUUCUGGUGGGACUCGGAACCUGGAAAGAAAAAGAUUUCAUGGGUAGCGUGGGACAAAAUGGCAAAGCCGAAAAGCAAAGGGGGCUCGGGUUUAAGGAUGUUACCACUUUCAAUGACGCCCUCUUAGCAAAGAUUGGCUGGCGUAUCCUGAAGAACCCUACGUGUCUCAUGGCUCGGUGCCUUCUGGGGAAAUACUGCCAAUCUGAAACCUUCCUAAAGUGUCAAGCACCUUCCUCCUCCUCACAUGGCUGGAGAGGCGUACUCAUGGGAAGAGACAUUCUCAAGAACCAACUGGGAUGGAUGGUAGGAUCGGGGGAAAGCAUAGAGAUAUGGUCAGAGCCAUGGCUCUCACAUUGUGAACAAGUAAGACCGUUUGGGCCGGCUCCGGAACACCUCCAACAUCUCAAAGUCUCUGACCUAUUCCUCCCUGGAAGCACUGAUUGGGAUGUUGAGAAACUUGAACAGGUGCUCCCUUUCCACAAAGAACAAAUUUUAAAGAUCAGACCUAGUAGGUUAGGGAGAUCUGAUGAGUUAGUCUGGUUAAAGAACCCCUCUGGAGAAUUUUCCACACGUUCUGGAUACUUAGCUGCAACGGAAACAGAGGCCAACUCAACUCCUUCAACUCCUACAACGCCAGUGGAUACAGUCAAGUGGCUCACGUCUGUAUGGAACAUCAAAACAACGAAAAAGAUUAAGAUCUUUCUAUGGAAAUCCCUACAUGGAGCUCUACCAGUAGGAGAACAAUUCGCUAUCAGAAACAUACCGAUAUCUACUCUCUGUAAGCGUUGCAAUACAGAAGAAUCAGUCGCGCACCUUCUUUUCCACUGCCCGUUUGCGGUACAAGUCUGGGAGUUGGCUCCACUUGCAGGCCAUUUCAACCCACAAGACGCCGCUACGACCAUUGAGGGUUGGGAAAAGGCUAGGAUGUUACCCUCCCUCCCACCAGUGGGGAUUGGACCUGGAACCCUUGCAGCCUGGAUCGUUUGGUCCCUGUGGAAAGCAAGAAAUUUGCUCCUGUUUGAAAAACGACUCCUAACUCCCAAAGAGACAAUCUUGAAGGCGAUUACAGAAGCGAAAGAAUGGAUAAGGGCGCAACCGUGCCCAUCCCCAAAACCGAUGAUCCCGGUGAUCAGAGUCGAACUAAAUCCUAAUACUGCUGGACUCAUGUCUAUCUACACCGAUGCGGCAUGGAAUCCAUCAACGGGUGAAGCAGGGCUUGGUUGGAUCAUUGAUGAUCGGAUCUCGAAAACGCAGCACUCAGCGAGCCUGACUUCGGUCUCCUCGCCCCUCAUGGCAGAAACCUUGGCAGUAAUAACUGCCAUAAACUUUGCCCUCUCUCACGGCCUCGAUGCAGUCUCAAUACUCUCUGACUCUCAAAUCCUCAUGAAUACGAUCAAGAAGAGGGAAAACAAGCUUGAGAUCUUCGGUGUGCUUCGAGAUAUCUACUCUCUGCUUCCUUCAUUUAAGUCAAUCUUUUUUUCAUUUAUUAAUCAUACGGCUAAUGUUUGGGCCGAUAAUGUUGCUAAACAAGUCCUAUAG
Messenger RNA from Brassica napus (rape), 4011 nucleotides. RefSeq lists its product as uncharacterized. The transcript is spliced from 3 exons. The record is from RefSeq and is a predicted model, not a curated record. NCBI's taxonomy places the organism in Eukaryota, Viridiplantae, Streptophyta, Magnoliopsida, Brassicales, Brassicaceae. Gene Ontology annotation, molecular function: RNA-DNA hybrid ribonuclease activity; nucleic acid binding. Bases 1 to 4011 code for a protein of 1336 amino acids.